Messenger RNA from Vairimorpha ceranae, 270 nucleotides. RefSeq lists its product as hypothetical. The coding region runs from base 1 to 270 and encodes 89 amino acids. NCBI's taxonomy places the organism in Eukaryota, Fungi, Microsporidia, Nosematidae. The record is from RefSeq and is a predicted model, not a curated record. The transcript has a single exon.
AUGUUUUAUACCAACAAUUACAUUUACAAAUGUAAUGAUUAUAAAUGUAGAAAAAGAAGUUUUGCUUGCAAAUUGUCUGCUAAGAACGCCCGGGUUGCGAUUAAUAAAAAAUUUUUAGCAAUUUAUGAAUUUUUGGCUUGUGAUUAUGUUAAGAGAGUAAUGAAUGAUUGUGAUAUUUCUAAAUUAACAUUUCAAAAGCUCAAAAUAAAUGUAUUCAAAUACAUAUCAAGUUGUGUCGAAAAAUAUGAAAAUAUAAUACUGAGAGAAUAA